This is a messenger RNA of Cylas formicarius (sweet potato weevil), 5754 nucleotides long. Its product is annotated as hemicentin-1. The record is from RefSeq and is a predicted model, not a curated record. The transcript is spliced from 24 exons. NCBI's taxonomy places the organism in Eukaryota, Metazoa, Arthropoda, Insecta, Coleoptera, Brentidae. Bases 274 to 5574 code for a protein of 1766 amino acids.
CCUUCGAACUUCCGGCCUUGAGGGGCAGCGAUCCGCGACAGGUGGCUGCCGCGGGGGAAUCAUAUUCGUUUGAUAGCCGAAUACGCGGUGUAUAGGGCACGAAGAAGGACCCCCCUUGAGUGAUUUUCAGUUUAGUAUGAAACGACUCGCCGGGCUUGUACGGGGAUGUGAGGCCGAAUGGACGUUAGAAAUUUCGGCGGGAAAAUCGCGGGUUACGUGAUAUGAUGAAGUAAAUGCAAAAUUUGGUGUGUGUGGUGUCAGUCGAGGGUCGAGAUGUGGAUUUUAGUCGCAGUUUUACUGGUGGGAAUCGCGGAUUGUGGUCGGGCCAUCCAGAGAUACGCCGGUACGAAAACGAGGGACAUGUACGCCCACGUGGGCACUAUUGCCGAACUUCCUUGCCGAGUGGACAGGAAGCAGUGCGGCAACCUGCACAGCGUCAAAUGGUACAAGGACACGUCCAGGAUCUACGUGCUGAGUCACGCGGGGAGCAUAAAACGGCCCGAAGGGGAUGCGAAAGAAAGGAUGCAGGUGGAGUACCCAUCGUCCGGUGGCGAAGCGGUUUUGAAAAUAUCGGACGUCCGGGUCGAAGACGAGGCGAUUUACAAAUGCGAGAUCACAUACUUGGAAGUCAGGGAGAGCUGCGACGUGGUCCAGAUUGUUAACCUCACCACUUUGAUUAAACCUGAAGUGGUACGAAUAAUCGGCGUCGACGGGGCGUCGAUGGCCAACGCUUCCAUUUUGGGGCCCAAGAAUUUGGGCGACGAGGUAGAUUUGGUGUGCGAAGCGGGCAUCGGUAAACCAAUACCCAGAAUAAGCUGGUACAACGGCAGCACGCUGAUAAAUCGAGCGCAAUACACGGCCAACGCAAUGGGCGACGGAGUAGGCACAGGUCGAUCCAAACUGCAGCUUACCCUCGGCAGGGGCGACUUAAACGCCCGAUUCGAGUGUAGGGUGGAGAGCGAGGCACUUGACGAGCCUAUAAUUUCUUGGAUCACCGCAGACGUCCACGUGCCUCCGACGAAGAUGGAGCUGUCGGGGGUGAAAAACCACGUAGUUCAAGGUACGAAUGUCUUGCUCAUUUGUGACGUCCACGGAGCAAAGCCCGCCGCCACGGUACGAUGGACAAACGGAUCGGUACCGAUUACCGAUCAGUCUUUAGUUCAGAGCAGCCCUGAGGAUAACUCUCAGAUAACGACGAAAGUUAUUUACGAUGAAAGGGACGGUACUUACACAACCAAAAGUCAGUUGGUGUUCCAAGCGAGUCACUGGGAGAACGGCAUCAAGAUCCACUGCUACGCCGAGAACGAAGUCAUCAAGAAGCGACACGAACCUGAAAUGCAUAGGCUGCUGAUACUGGAAGUCAGAUACCCGCCCGUUAUUUCGGUACGACCGAAGAACAUAACCGUGACAGAGUCGACAGAAAACUCUCGUAACGGUAACGGCACUUUGCUCAUAUGCAGCUACAAGGCGAAUCCCCAAGAACUGAAGGGGGCGUUAUGGUCCAAGGACGGUAAAAACCUCACACUCUCCGAUUCGUCCAAGUACCAAGGCGGGACGAUCGAGAACCCGCCUUUAAUCAUAUACAACGUCACCAGAGAGGACAUGGGCGACUACAGCUGCUGGCUCAAAAACGAGGUCGGGUCUGACCAAUCCGAAGACAGCAUUUUCCUUAACGUUCAAUAUCCUCCGGAUGUUGAGAUCCUCAUGGACCCGCCCGCCCCGGUCAAAGCUCAGGACAAGAUCAACGUCCUGCUCGAGUGUAACGUUACGUCCGGCAAUCCAUCGACCUUAUUAAAAGUCAGAUGGUUUUUGGACGGCGAACUGAUGAAGGAAUUUCCAGAGUGCAAUUACACCGCCAAAGACGAAUCCGGUGGGCCUUUCUGCGGCCUCGACCCCAGCAUUUUGAGCUUGGAACGCGUCGACGAGUCAUUCGCCGGCAACUAUACGUGCCAAGGUGAAAACACUGCCGGUUGGGGUCCGUUGUCUGAGCCCGUAGAGUUGAUUGUCUACUAUCCGCCGAGUCCAGCCCGAUUAAUCUCUACGCCAAAAGAUAAAGUGGUCAAGGGCGGUAUGGUCACUUUGGAAUGCAAAGUAAACUCCUACGGACGACCGGACAACGUGACCUACAAGUGGUACAGGGGAUCCCACCAACUGACCGAGGUAAACAGUUCCGUCUACAAAAUUUCGCCGGUGGGACUCGAGACGCGCAGCAAUUUCACCUGCAUUGCCGUCAACGAUGGUGGCGAGAGCGAGCCGGCAACCAAGUUCAUCAAUGUCACCGCUCCGCCAGCCCUUUUCGACCGGCUCAAACCCUACCAAGGUAUACUUUACUCGUCGCAGCACAUCAACCUGACUUGUCGGGUGGAAUGCUUCCCCUUGUGCAACAUCGUUUGGAGAAAGGACGGGAGGAUCAUCAACGCGGCCAACGAUCCCCUUUACGACAACCGGAUCAUCAUACAUCCACCAGAUCGCCAGAAGAACUUUUUCGAGUCCAUUGAAUCGACUUUGAUAUGGAACAUGACGGCGUGGCCGGGCGGAAAGUUGAACAAAACCGCCCCCAAUGCGAACUACAGCUGCCAAAGCGAGUCGAACGACAGCGGACCGGGGGUCGAAUCCAUGAUCGAAAUCGCCGUCGACUAUCCCCCCGAGGACGUGAAGGUGUCGUCCACGGUAGUGAACGUCAUCGAGGGACAAGCACCGAGUCCUGUGAAGUGCCACGGCAAAGGUCUGCCCACUCUGGAGUACAAGUGGAAGAAAAACACCACCUCCGAACCGAUCGAAACCAGUGACGUCCUUCGACUGGGCUCUAUGGAUAGGAAAGAGUCGGGCAGCUACAUCUGCGAAGCAUUCAAUAAACACGGGCUGCAGCAAGCGAUCGUCUAUUUCAACGUCAAAUACGCUCCGGAAUGUACUAUAACGCGCACGGACAGGGGUGGAAACCCCGCGCUGUUGUGCACGGUGGUGGCCAAUCCGCAACAGGUGGUGUUUACCUGGAAAGCGAAGGAAGGCAACGAGACCUACGUGGUAAACUCGAACAUCGAGACCGACGGACUAAAGAGCUUCCUCGUGCUGGAUUCGUCGGUGGAUACCAGGAGAACGUACCAGUGCUUCGCCAACAAUUCGGUGGGGUUCAGCGACAAGCAGCCGUGCGAGAUGUCUGUGGACGGAAUCUUGCCGUGGUGGAAACGUUUGAACCACGAGAAUUUGAUCAUCAUCAUCGCGUCGAUCGUGGCGAUCAUAAUAUGCGUGAUCAUAAUAUGCAUAGUGAUCAUAGUGUUGUGCAGGAGGAAACGGGCGAACACCAAAUACAAUAACCCGCUGGAGAUGGAGGAAAGGGAGAACCCGGAUCAAGACUCGUCGCCGUUGGACGGAUCGAAAUGGCCGCUGAAACCCGGCCUACUGGUACAGGUGAACAAAAUGAACAACGUCAGUAUCAGUAGAUUGAGCCCUCCGAGUUCGAGCCCGCGUAAUACGACGAAGACCAGCGCCUACUUGAGGUUGCGCAGAAACAAAAGUAAGGUUUACGCGCGAAUAAAAAGGCUCCGCGCAGUCUUAGGACUGGGAGGGGAUGAAGCAGCCACUUUGGGCAUCAAGGCGGGCGCAGGAGGAGUUGUGACGUUUAAAAAGAUGGCGACAUCGCCACCGAGCGCCAGGUCCGCCACCGUCAACCCACGAAAACGGAAAAAACCGGGAGAUGCGCCGCCUCUAAACCAAUCUUCUACCGGAGAUAAAAUAAGGACGGGGGUCGCGGCACCGGUUGGAAAUAUGCAGGACCACCCCCACGCGGCCCACGACCCCAACGACAAAGGCUUCUAUGAGAACCUCCCCUUCCACGGCAUGCAGAACCCCCCCAACAAGCCCAUUUCCGUUAUCGCGCCGUUUCAACAAUGUGCAAAGCGUGCCGUCCAAACCGACCAAAAACCUCCACCGAAGAUGCCGGACUUGGAGCCGCUGAGGAUCAGAAGGAACCAAUCUUUCCACGGGUUUCAAACCAAUCCCGGAUACUACACCCCACGAUUUCUACAUCCAUUUAACCUUCCUCUAGCGAGAAACCUCAGCAACCCGUUCAUCAACUCGCCACCCUUCAAUUAUCCCCGCUACCACGCGUACUGGCCUCCCACUCCAUCCCGACCGUCUAUUAUUCGUCCCUCCAACUUUAGGGUUUCUCCUCCUAUGAGAACGCAAGAACCGGCGAUAAGGACAGACGAAGCGAAAGCGCUACCGAAAACCAAAAGGGUUAACUUGUCCGAACGAAAAUUCGGCUCGCUCAAAACGGAAAAGCACAAAUGCUAUUCGCCCACCUUUUACUCGAUGAGGUGCAAAAAACACGCCAAAAAGCGACCGAUCGUUUACGCGUUGCCAAAAAAAUGCCUGAGCCCGCUAUCGAAGAGUACAGCGAAGGAUUUUCAAAAUCUGACGGACAGUAUACAGAUUUUGGAGGAGGCUACGCCGAAACCGGCCCCCAGGUGCAGGAAGCACCGGAAACCGGAGAUUAUAUACGCGAACAUUUGCAAUUCGCUGCAGGGGAACGUUCCCUCGGGAAACUCGCCUGACAGUUCCAACGGUAGCGAGGAAGGCGGUACCGUAUCCGUAACGGAAGCUCAGAUCCAUGUCAGUACCGUGGAAGUGGUAGAAUCGAAUGAAAGAACCGCGGAAACGGAUCGAGCGAAAAAGGUAGUACCAACCAUUGCGGCGCAGGCUAUAAAGAACUCGCCCGUACUAAAAGUAAGUCCGAAUUUCAUUAAGCCGAAAGUGGAGAGCCCCAAAGGGGCACUAUCGCUUCAAAUCUUGGCGAAGAGAAAAGCCUCUCCGGUGCAAGCGGCGGAUAAGUCGCAAAAAGACGAGAAUAAAGAAAACGAAACCGGUACAGUGGCUAACGAUAGAAAUCCUGUGGCACAGCACGCUUUUUACACGCUAACAGCCAGCCAUUGCAAGAAACCCGCGUGCCCGCCCCAAUACUCGGCCACGAUUCCCCACCAAAAACAUACGAAACUGAUCCCGAAGGCCCUGUUCCAAGACCAGCUGGCCAAAAGCAAAUCGUUCUCGAGCAAAUCGUCGAAGCAAAAAAGACACUUUCAAAUCCCGCUGCAGAAGUGCCACAGUUUCAAGUUCCAAACGGCGGAAAGCUACUUCCAGCCGAUAAAAAAUAUCCACGAGGAGAACCUCAUGCGUAACGGGUACCUCAGAGAUUACCCGAGCAGUACCAGCCUCGCUAGUCAACGGAGCACGUGUUCGCGACGUAAACGCGAGAGACCGAAACAAAAGACCAAAGGUCCGCUAGUACUGAUGCGACCGAACGAUUACCAAGAGAACGUCGAGUUCCAGGAGAAGGUACAGAGCUCGGUACUGCUGCAGUACCCACAGCCGAUGAUAGCGGCGACGGGCAGGGUCGUUGUCCCGCCCGCCAUUAAACAAAACGGCGUCGUCCAAUACGCGGACUUGGAUAUGCCGUCGAGCCGGAAAAGCUCGCACGAUUCUAGCUCGACCAGCUCCUCGAAAAGCAAAAAGCACAAACCCAAGACUGAAUACGCGACGCUAAAAUUUAACGAUAUCGGCCAAGAGAUCGACGUUUAACGCACGAUCCCUGUGGCACACUAAUUAAGGAUCUAUCGAGACUAACGGGGUACACGCAACCGGUGGUAGCGAUACCUAUAUCUUUUAAGCCGUACAGACCCGACCCGUGCGAUCUCGUCUACGCAGACGUCGACUACAAAUCGAACUAUGGUCCGAUCAAUUACAAAGCCGCCUCGAUCU